AAUCACUAGGUACGGCGUGACUAGUGUGGUCAAGGUUAUUUCAAGAUCUUUUCUUUGCUACUGAAAUAGUAGUUUUGGAUGAUUUCGUCGUAAUUAGUGCAAUGAAUAACUUUUUAAUCCGAUCUUCACUAUGUACGCUGAGACGGCAUAUGUGUACUCCUGGAGCACCCCAGUCUGCUAACCGUGCUUCUGCAGGCCCGAUAUAUAAACCUAGCGAAUUACAGAAGUUUAUUUUGGUGUGGACUAAGAAGUUUAAGAGCAAAGCUGAUAUACCUCAAUUUGUGUCGCCCGAGUUAAUAGAGAGGUCCAAGAGUGAAGCAAGGAUUAAGUUAGCUAACAUUUUGAUGAUCCUCACCGGUCUCGCCAGUUUAGGGGCAGUUUUGUCUGGUAAAGCUGCAGCCAAGAGAGGUGAAUCUGUUCAUCAAAUGAAUUUAGACUGGCAUAAAAAAUAUGAAGAUGACUAUAAGAAAAAACAAGAGGCAGAUCAACGCUAAAUAUUUAUUAAAUAUUUAUAAAAAUGUUUUAUGUAGAAUGCUUUAACAAUAAAUUAUGUACAAAACUCGAUAUUUUAAGCACCUAACUAGAAAAAAAAAAAUUUAAUAAUUUAAAUAGUAAGUUUCAUUUUUAAAAUUAUAUUGCAUUAUUUUAAGCAAACCUCAGCAAACAUUUUAUUUACCUAUAGAUUGUCAUAUUUUUUGUUAAAAACUACUGUUAAAUGUAGAAGAUAAUCUUAAUAAAAUAUUGUGUAAUGAUGUCCACAAGACUUGUAGUUGCUUGUAACUAGUUAAUGAUACAGCAUAGUUCCCUUUAAAUAAUAAUGAGAAAAGUUGUAAGAUAAAUUAUUGACUUAUUUAUUUACUUAACAAUUUCAAAAAUUGUAAGAACCAAUUUUUUUAUUGUGUUAAUUAAUUUGUGUGCCAUAAACAGCUGUAGUCUGAUAUCCAUUAAUAAUAAUGAGAUGUUUUUAUAAAUGGAAAUGGAAAUUAAAAGAAAACUGGGA
This is a messenger RNA of Maniola jurtina (meadow brown), 1000 nucleotides long. Its product is annotated as UPF0389 protein CG9231. The coding region runs from base 102 to 494 and encodes 130 amino acids. The record is from RefSeq and is a predicted model, not a curated record. The transcript is spliced from 3 exons. Lineage: Eukaryota; Metazoa; Arthropoda; Insecta; Lepidoptera; Nymphalidae.